CUCUCAAACCUCACGUCACUUUUCACCUAAACCCAAGUACUAACUACUAUCAAACCUUAUAUAAACUCUCCCUUCAGUCUUCGCUUUCAUUUCUCAAUUCUCAUUCCAUAUACGUUUACAAAAAAAUAAAGGGAGAGAGAAAGAAAAUGUCAAAUUCUAAACACAUUCCCCGCUUUUUCUUUCUUCUUCUUCUUCUUAUUCUGCUUUUGAACUCAGGGCAGACGGUAGGCCAUACGAAAGGAAUUAGGCCAAAAAAGUCUGCAACUAAUAUACCAACUGUAAAUCAAACUAGAGUACAAUUCUCAGAGCAGCAAUUCAUGAAGUGGGUCAAUUUUGUUGGUAAACUAAAGCAUUCACUUUUUAAAACUGCAAAGAAUAAGCUUUUCCCUUCUUAUACUCUGACUGUAGACAAGAAUCCAGCAGCUGGUGAUUUUACUUCUAUCCAGGACGCCAUUGAUUCUCUUCCUUUCAUUAAUCUUGUUAGAGUUGUCAUCAAAGUCCAUGCAGGAGUUUACAAAGAGAAAGUGAAUAUACCUCCAUUAAAAUCCUUCAUAACCAUAGAAGGAGCAGGAGCAGAUAAAACCAUAGUUGAAUGGGGAGACACAGCUCAAACACCUGGAGCUAAAGGCCAACCUAUGGGAACUUACAGUUCUGCAACAUUUGCCGUAAAUUCACCUUAUUUUAUUGCCAAGAAUAUUACAUUCAAGAACACAACCCCAGUGCCUCCACCAGGAGCUAUAGGAAAACAAGCAGUGGCAUUCAGAAUAUCAGCAGAUACUGCAGCUUUUUUGGGGUGUAGAUUUUUGGGAGCUCAGGACACACUCUAUGAUCAUUUGGGAAGACAUUAUUACAAGGAUUGUUACAUUGAAGGCUCUGUUGAUUUCAUUUUUGGGAAUGGCUUGUCCUUAUUCGAGGGAUGUCACGUGCAUGCAAUAGCACAAUAUACAGGAGCUCUAACAGCGCAAGGGAGAAGCAGUCUGCUGGAAGACACAGGGUUUUCGUUUGUGAACUGUAAAGUCACGGGUUCAGGAGCUCUGUACCUCGGAAGGGCAUGGGGUCCUUUUUCUAGGGUGGUCUUUGCCUAUACUUAUAUGGACAACAUUAUCAUCCCUAAAGGCUGGUAUAAUUGGGGCGAUCCUACUCGUGAAAUGACGGUGUUCUAUGGGCAAUACAAGUGCACAGGGCCAGGAGCUAGAUUUGCAGGGAGAGUGUCAUGGUCAAGAGAACUUACUGAUGAGGAAGCUAAGCCUUUUAUUUCUCUUAGCUACAUUGAUGGAUCUGAAUGGAUCAAAAUAUAAACUCCUAGUCCUAAAUGUCCUUGUCAUGUUAAUUACAUCUCAUCUCAUCUGUAAAAAAGUAAAACUAAAAACCAUCUUAGUGUGAGAAUUUUGGCCUAUAAUUUUUAUACUUUUUUUUUUUUUUUUAUUUGAUUUGAUAAAUUGAGUUUGACAAUGGGCCUAUGAUUCACUUAGUGACUUAGGCUUGGGCCUUUGUACUAA
This is a messenger RNA of Jatropha curcas, 1499 nucleotides long. Lineage: Eukaryota; Viridiplantae; Streptophyta; Magnoliopsida; Malpighiales; Euphorbiaceae. The record is from RefSeq and is a predicted model, not a curated record.